Molecule: messenger RNA, 1290 nt
Organism: Ophidiomyces ophidiicola
Lineage: Eukaryota; Fungi; Ascomycota; Eurotiomycetes; Onygenales; Onygenaceae
Exons: 2
Coding region: 1-1290 (429 amino acids)
Molecular function (GO): heme binding; oxidoreductase activity, acting on paired donors, with incorporation or reduction of molecular oxygen; iron ion binding
Source: RefSeq, a predicted model, not a curated record
AUGUCACUUCUUUUUGCUUGUACUCUGGGCAGUCUUUUGCUUUUCAGUCUUCUCUAUGCUAUUGGGGGAGUAAUUCAUCGCUUGUAUUUCUCGCCAUUGUCAAAGUUUCCAGGCCCCAAGCUGGCAGCUGCAACAUUGUGGUACGAAUUCUAUUAUGAUGUUGUACUGAAGGGGCAAUAUACCUUUAAGAUAAAAAGUCUGCAUCAAAAGUAUGGCCCAAUCGUUCGAAUUAGUCCCUAUGAACUACAUAUUAGCGACCCAGAAUUUUAUGGCACUCUGUACUCGCAUAGUUCGCCGCGAGACAAAUGUGCAUAUUAUGUCAAACCAUUCGACUUUCCUCAGUCCUCUUUCGGGACUAUAGACGCCAGGCUCCACCGUCUCCGCAGAGGUGCAAUUAACCCCUUCUUUUCCCGGGGUAAAGUCCUGAAACAAGAGUCACUUAUCCAGGAGCUAGUAUUCAAGUUUUGCAAGAGAGUCGAGAAUUUCGGAAAGCCUGGGGCAGUAAUUCCUCUCUCUCUCGGAUUCACAUGCCUUAUCACAGACUUGAUCACAUCGUACGUUAUGGGCCGGUCAUAUCAUUAUAUUGACCAGCCAGAUUGGCACCCUCACUGGGGCCAGACUCUCCGAGAUGCUUCGGAGUUUGGGAUGCUAGCCAGACAAGUAACGUGGGUGCUACCGAUUCUCAAAAGCAUCCCACAAGUUUGGGCGGAGGCUCUGAACCCUGGACUUUGCCUGUUUUUCACGUUAACCAGGCGGACCCAAGACCGAAUAUCAGAAACACAAAAAGAGAGAGACUCCAUGGAAAAGGGGGAAUUAAGAUUUGAAAAAAGGCAGACAUUGAUAGACCAAGUGUUAGACUCCAAGUUAGCAGCAGAGGAAAAAUCAUCAGAGAGACUCGCACAAGAGAUUCGUUCGGCGAUCGGAGCAGGCACCGAAACAACGUCCAACGCGCUCACUGUGACGAUGUUCCAUGUGCUCAGCAACCCAGAAACGCUCCGCAGGCUUCAGAGGGAGCUUCAGGAGCUCGAGCCUGACUUAGACGCUCUAACAAAUCUUUGUGAUCUAGAAAAGCUGCCGUACUUGGUAUGUUCGAGGUCAAUCGCUCACACAAUCGAUACUCAUACUGACAUUGCCAUAAAUCCAGUCAUCAUGCAUCUUGGAGGGAUUGCGGUAGGUUGUCUGGGUCAAAGACUAUCGGGGUCAAGAGCUGCUAACGCUUGGACGUACCAGAUUGUCUUAUGGCGUCAGUACGCGACUGCAACGCAAAUCGAAUACAGCGAUCCAAUAUAA